This is a messenger RNA of Betta splendens (Siamese fighting fish), 2444 nucleotides long. It is a transcript of the gene kbtbd12, whose product is annotated as kelch repeat and BTB (POZ) domain containing 12. The record is from RefSeq and is a predicted model, not a curated record. The transcript has 6 exons. Bases 234 to 2096 code for a protein of 620 amino acids. Lineage: Eukaryota; Metazoa; Chordata; Actinopteri; Anabantiformes; Osphronemidae. Gene Ontology annotation, molecular function: protein binding.
CCUGCCAUUGCUUGGACCCCGUCGAACGCCCCCCCGGCUGACGCACUCAGCAGCAUCAACAACAUAUGUAGGCUGUCGAAACCUGCAUAUUCACUGGUCUGUUUAGACCGACGAUCACAGCGGACAGGAGGCGCUGAUGACUUGGAACAACUUCUUCAAGUCUUUGCUCCUAAGUGGAUGAAACUCCCCGUGUAGAUUUGAGACGACCGCUGUUCCAGUACGUUUGAAAGCCAAUGGAUCUGGCAGCUAAACACGGGCUGGUUCUGCUCGACCAGCUGAGGAGGAUGAGGGAGACGGAGCACUUGACCGACGUGGUGCUGGUGGCCGAGGGCGUCAGCUUCCCCUGCCACAGGGUCGUCCUCUGCGCCUUCAGCCCCUACUUCCGCGUGAUGUUCACGUGCGGCCUGCGCGAGUGCAGCAGCAGGGAGGUCGUCCUGCGGGACACCCCGGCAGAGAGCCUGGCUCUUCUGCUCCACUACAUGUACUGCUCAGAUCUCCCUCUCACCAACAGCAACGUACAAGGCGUCUCCAUCGCCGCGUUCCUCCUGCAGAUGGACGACGUCUUCGCCCGCUGCCAGCUGCACAUGACCGACAACAUGGACGCCUCCAACUGCCUGGGAGUGUAUUACUUUGCCCGUGACCUCGGCGCGGAGGAGCUCGCUGACCACGCCCAGCGCUUCCUCAGGCAGCACUUCGUCCAGGUGUGCGAGAGCGAGGAGGUGCUGGAGCUGGAGGCCCAUCAGCUGGGGAGCCUCCUGUCCUCCGACGACCUCAACGUCUCCAGAGAGGAGACCAUCCUGGACGUCGUCCUGCGCUGGGUCAAACACAGAGCUCUGACGGAGGGAGAGACACGCGACCGGCAUCUUCCGGAGCUUUUGAGGAAGGUCCGCCUGCCGCUGAUAAGCGCCGACUAUCUGAGAGAGUCCAUGAGGAGAAGCGCGGCCUUGCUGGGCGACGCCGACUGCCUGCAGACGCUCAGCGAGGCCCUGGAGGCCGCGGCCGCGCACCCCUCGGCCGCGCCCCGCAAGCUCAGGCUGCGCUACGGCAUGGAGACCACGGACCUGCUGCUGUGCGUCGGCAACGACAGCAGCGGCAUCCGCUCGCGCUACGGCAGCUACGCCGAGCGCAGCUUCUGCUACGCGCCGUCCACGGGCCGCACCUACUACAUCACCUCGCCCCGCUACGGGGAGGCUCUGGGCUACGUGGGCGCCGGGGUGGUCACCGAACGCAACGCCAUUAUAGUGGCGGGGGAGGCGGGUGCUCGCAGGAUGGCGCGACAGAAGGACAUGAACGUUGAGAUCUACAGGUACAGAGUGGAGGCCCAGGGGAGCUGGGAGCACCUGACGUCAGCCGAGUACCGGGACUCCUACGCGCUGGGCGCGCUGGGGGACACGCUGUACCUGCUGGGGGGGCAGAUGAAGCUGAAGAACCAGUUCCUGAUGACUAACUGUGUGGAGCGGUGGUCUCUGCAGGGCGGACCCUGGCGCAGCGCGGCGCCCCUGCCUCUGCCUUUGGCCUAUCACAGUGUGGUCACCAUGAAAGAUCGCCUGUACGUCAUCGGCGGCCGAACCCCACAGUCAUAUCGGACAGAUGACGAGCCCGACCGUCUUAGUAACCGCCUUCUGGAAUAUGAUCCAAACACAAAUAGAUGGACAGAACUAGGUGCCAUGAGGUAUUCAAAGUACCGCUGCAGUGCUGUUUCACUCAAUGGUGAAAUUUACGUGAUGGGGGGCAUUGGGUGUGAAGGAACAGACCGAGGGCAGUCAAGGCACUGCCUUGAUGUUGUAGAGAUCUACAACCCAGAUGGAGAUUGCUGGAGAGCUGGACCUCCUCUCCCAUGUGCACAACUUUCACUGCGCACCAAUGCCUCUAAUGCAGGAGUAGUGGGAGGCAAGAUUUAUGUGUGUGGCUACUAUAAAGGAGCAGACCGUCAUGAUGAUAUAACUAAAGACAUUUUGGAGCUGGACCCAUGGGAGAACCGGUGGACAGUGGUGACAUGCCGUGCACUGAUGCAUGACAACUAUGAUGUCUGCUUAGUAGCAAAUCUUAACCCCAGGGGACUCAUAUCUCCUCCUGUAGACUUAGUAAAACUGUAACAACCCUGUCAGAUCAGAUUAAGGUCUGUUUGGGAGAUUCAGAACAUGAAUAAUUAACUAUUAGUGCACUUGUUGCUGGGUCAAAGCCAUUCACUUUUGCAAGUAGAAUAAGUUUAGUUGCUCAUUGCACAAUGAAGAUUUGUUGAUCUGCUAAAAAAGCUGAAAGCUGAGAAAAAAAUUAUUUGUAAAUACAUCUUUUUUAAAAUUAAUUAUUGGUAGAAAUUGAUAUAUAUGAAUUAAAACACAUUGUAUGUAUGUAAAUUGCAUACAUAUAUACAGUGUUUAUGUGUGUGUGUGUAAUAAUGUCUUGUUAUAAAUGCUAAAACAGAAUAAAUGUUUGCACCCUUA